AAUAUAACCGGAGAAAACCAAGAAAUUGGUUGAAGUAGUUGAUUUUGCAACGGGAAAGUGAUCGAUGCACCUGAAACUUCAAAAUACAUUCCUCCGAUGUAUCUAAGCCUUCUCGACUCAUGUAUUCGAUCACAGAAUCUAAUCCUAGGCCAAAUCAUUCACCAGCACCUUCUCAAACGCUCCCUCACGCUCACUUCCCCUACUGUGCUCGUCAAACUAACGCGCCUCUACGCCUCAUGCAACGAAGUGAAACUCGCACGCCACGCGUUCGACGAAAUUCCUCACCCAAGAACCAACCCUAUCCCGUGGGACGUGAUGAUCAGAUCCUACGCGUCGAACGAUCACCCGGAAAAGGCGUUGGAUUUGUUUUACGAGAUGCUGAGUUACGGCGUUAGAGCCACCAAGUAUACGUACCCUUUUGCCCUGAAGGCGUGUGCUGGUCUGCGAGCGGUUGAAGAUGGUAAGAUGAUACAUACCCAUGCGAAAGGUAGUGGCUUUAGUGCUGAUUUGUAUGUGUGUACUGCGCUGGUUGAUUUCUAUGCUAAAUGUGGGGAACUCGAUAUGGCAUUCCAGGUGUUCGACGAAAUGCGGGAGAGAGAUGUUGUUGCUUGGAACGCUAUGGUUUCUGGGUUUUCAUUACAUUGCGGGUUAGCUGAUGUCGUUUCAUUGUUUAAGGAUAUGCGUAGGAGAGAUGGGCUGAGGCCUAAUCUAUCCACCAUCGUUGGGAUGUUUCCUGCGUUAGGAAGGUCUGGUGGUGCUUUGAGGGAAGGGAAGUCAGUUCAUGCGUACUGUGUACGAAUGGGUUUUAGUGAUGAUGUUGUUUUCAAGACGGGGAUCUUGGAUGUAUAUUCGAAAAGCAAGUGCUUUGUCUAUGCGAGGAGAGUUUUUGAUUCAGGAUGUUUGAAGAAUGAGGUAACAUGGAGUGCUAUGAUUGGAGGCUACAUAGAAAAUGAGAUGAUGAUGGAAGCUGGAGGAUUGUUUCUGCAGAUGUUGGAUGAUAGAGAUGUGGGACUUGUGACGCCGGUGGCCAUUGGGCUUAUUCUGAUGGGUUGUGCGAGGUUUGGAGAUGUGAAUGGAGGGAGAUGCGUGCAUUGUUACGCGGUUAAAGCAGGGUUCAUCUCGGACCUGACCGUUGUUAACACUGUGAUUUCGUUUUACGCCAGGUAUGGAAGCUUAUGUGAUGCGUUUAGGCAGUUUAGUGAGAUUGGCUUGAAAGAUGUUGUUUCAUAUAAUUCUCUAAUCUCUGGCUGUGUGGAGAACUGUUGCGCAGAAGAGAGUUUGAGUCUGUUUCAUGAUAUGAAAUGUUCUGGAGUUCGUCCAGAUAUAACAACGUUGCUUGCUGUUUUGAGCGCUUGCUCGCACUUGGCUGCUUUGAGACACGGUUUCAGCUGUCACGGGUAUUGCGUUGUUCAUGGCUAUGCUGUUAAUACAACCAUUUGUAACGCAUUGAUGGAUAUGUACACAAAGUGCGGGAAACUUGAUGUCGCCAAGAGAGUUUUCGACACGAUGCAUAAGCGGGAUACAGUUUCGUGGAACACAAUGAUGUUUGGAUUUGGAAAUCAUGGCCUUGGCAAAGAAGCUCUUUCUCUGUUCGAUAGUAUGCAGGACACAUGUGUGAACCCAGACGAUGUGACUUUUCUUGCUCUUUUGUCUGCUUGUAGCCAUUCAGGACUUGUGGAUGAAGGGAGACAAGUGUUCAACUCUCUGACUUGCGGAGGUUUUAACGUCACCCCAAGGAUAGACCACUAUAAUUGCAUGGCUGAUCUCCUAGCUCGUGGCGGAUACUUGGAUGAAGCUUAUGAUCUUGUCAACAAGAUGCCGUUUGAGCCAGACAUUAAUGUGUUGGGUACACUUCUCUCUUCUUGUUUGACGUACAAGAAUGUGGAGCUGGGGGAUAAAGUGUCGACAAAGAUGCACAGUCUUGGAGGAACGACAGGAAGCUUUACUCUUCUAUCCAACACCUAUUCAGCUGUUGAGAGAUGGGAAGAUGCAGAGGAUAUAAGAAAGAAACAAAAGAAAACAGGGCUUCACAAGGUCCCGGGCUAUAGCUGGGUUGAUGUUUGACUGAUAGAUUGGUUUGAGUAUUAGUGGAAGUCAGGCACUGUCGCUGUUCAGCUGAAGGAGACAUUCUUUCAGGUGACAUUAAUAAAGAGAAGCUCGACAAGAUGAAGUCAUAGAGCAGGUAUCGGAUUUGCAUGUGUUUUUAGUUAACUGUAAUCAUCUCUUGCCAUGGUUCGGAGAUGAUAGUAGACAGAAUCAUACUACUAAGGAGAGGUGCAGCUGAUGCUGAUAUCACUUAAAGAUGGAAACCUCGGAUUGUAUAUGGUAGCUGCAUGUCAUGUGAUUCUAAUGGUUUUUUGGUGGGAUCCAACAACCGAAGAUCAAGUUAUUGAUUGAGCUCAUUGUAUUGGACAAACACCGACAGUUACUGUAACUCGUAUUGCUUCUCCUCCAUCCAUUCAUCUUCUUUCAGUCUCUCUAACUCAUUUUUAUUCGCUUCAUUCGUCUUCUCCGGUUUGUUCCUUUCCAAAUUCACUAAAUGAAGCAAAGCCUUACGGUGACAUAUCAAGAUAAUGGCAAGAAAUGUGGAUUGUUGUCAAAAAUUUGUAUAAUAGACUCUUCUUCGUCUGAUUUGUUUUAGAUUGCUUAAGGAUGGUUGAGCAAGGAGUGUAAGAAAAACCGGAUUUAGUAUCCGUGGGAUCUUGUGUUCUGGUCACUCUCCUUGCGAGAAGGAUCUUUACAUCAUGAAUCUAGGUGAAGCAGAGCUGUGCUAGCGACCUACAACGGUACUAGGAAGCUGCAAGCGGUUCAGGUCACAGAGGAUCACACUGUCGAUAACGAAAUCGAAGUAGCUAGGCUCUUGAGUGAACAUUUUGAUGAUCCCAAGAUCGUUAUUGUUGGAAAAAUCAAAGUAAAGCUUAAGUUACUCGUGCUCUAGGAGUUGGUUAAUUACUUGAAGAAGAAGGUAGUGUUAUCAUGGUGAUUUGAUAGUAUCAUCAUAGCUUUUGUCUCACAGUUACUUUGUUUAAUGGGAGUGCUCAGGGUUCGUAACCAUUUGAGCCCACCUUACGUUUCAGUGGAACCAUCAGUGAGUGUUCACACAAGAUAACGAAGUCAGAUCGAUUUGUUAUAGUUGCAAGCGAUGGUUAGUUCGAUUUCUGCAGCAACAAGGAAGCGAUCAAGCUCGGGGAUGGCUUCAUUUCUUCUAUCUACAAUUUUAGAUACCCUUGCAUGGUUUUGUUCGAUAACGCUGCUGCUUUUUAGUUUGUCUAAGCCCCUGAUUGUAUUUUUUUGGCCUUGGCUUAUUACCUGGUUUGAAAUAGACAUAACUGGUUCUGUUAAUUGAUUAAGUACUGCUGGGCUUAA
Messenger RNA from Raphanus sativus (radish), 3366 nucleotides. Its product is annotated as pentatricopeptide repeat-containing protein At3g16610. Gene Ontology annotation, biological process: RNA modification. The record is from RefSeq and is a predicted model, not a curated record. Lineage: Eukaryota; Viridiplantae; Streptophyta; Magnoliopsida; Brassicales; Brassicaceae. Gene Ontology annotation, molecular function: protein binding; RNA binding. The transcript has 2 exons. The coding region runs from base 97 to 2064 and encodes 655 amino acids.